Messenger RNA from Anarrhichthys ocellatus (wolf-eel), 7997 nucleotides. RefSeq names its product par-3 family cell polarity regulator alpha, b (gene pard3ab). Gene Ontology annotation, biological process: establishment or maintenance of epithelial cell apical/basal polarity; microtubule cytoskeleton organization; establishment of cell polarity. NCBI's taxonomy places the organism in Eukaryota, Metazoa, Chordata, Actinopteri, Perciformes, Anarhichadidae. The transcript has 26 exons. Gene Ontology annotation, molecular function: phosphatidylinositol binding; protein binding. Gene Ontology annotation, cellular component: apical junction complex; adherens junction; apical plasma membrane. Bases 290 to 4537 code for a protein of 1415 amino acids. The record is from RefSeq and is a predicted model, not a curated record.
GGAGAGAGACAGGAUCGGGAUCGGGAUCGAGAUAGAGGGAAGAAGGGAGAGAAAGAGAGAGAGAAGCUAAACAGGUGGUCUGAAAACACACAGAAAACAAUGUCGUCCGGCGGGGAGAAGCGGAAAGACCUUUAGUCCUCUCUUUUUAUCAAGGAAUACCGGGACAGCCGCGGGAAGCCGAACAAACGGGAAAACCCAUGCUCCUUUUUUAUUUUCGCACGGAUUUCUCCUCCUCCUCCUCGUCUCGGUUUGUACUCCGAAUCUGGGCAGGAUCUCGGACACCGAAAGCAUGAAAGUCACGGUGUGUUUCGGCAGGACCCGGGUGGUGGUGCCGUGCGGGGAUGGAAACAUUAAAGUGCUCACACUCAUCCAGCAGGCUGCCAUGAGAUACAAGAAGGCUAUCGCCAAGGAUGCUAGUUACUGGCUGCAGGUCCACCGGUUGGAGCACGGCGACGGCGGCAUCCUCGACCUGGACGACGUACUCUGCGAUGUGGCCGACGACAAAGACAGGCUGAUAGCCGUGUAUGACGAACAGGACCCCCACCAUGGAGGCGACGGGACCAGUGCCAGCUCCACGGGGACCCAGAGCCCCGACCUGUUCGCCGUGGACCUCAGCGCUGGCAGCGGAGCCUCGGCCUUCCAGCCCUACCAGGUCGCCAGUGAGAUCGAGGUCACGCCCUCCGCCCUGCGCACCAAUAUGCCCCUCCACGUCCGGCGCAGCAGCGACCCCGCCCUGCUCACCAUCAACGGGCCUUUCAGCGGCGGUGAGCCGCGGGUCAAAACGGAAGAGCCGCCAUCCAGGAAGAACCCGAGCCGCUGGUCCACCACGGCCGGCUUCCUGAAAGCUCGCCACUCCUCCGGCACCAACAGCCUCGAGAGGAAGGGUAAAGCUAUGGACACGUACCGCAGUCUGCCGCGGGAUGCGGGGACGUGGGCCAAUCAGAGUGAGUUUCAGAGAGAGACGGCCCGCUCGUCACUCAGCGCCAAUCACCCCAUGGUGGACCGCUGGCUGGAGAGACAGGAACAGGAGGACGAGGCCGGAGACGAAGAAAACGGCCGGAUCGAGCCGGUCGGUCGAGCCGACUCCUGCAUGGACCACACCCCCGUGAGGUCACUAGAAGACAUAGUCAAACUGGUGGAGGUGUCAAACGACGGCGGGCCGCUGGGAAUCCACGUGGUGCCUUUCAGUGGCAGGGACCGCAGGACUCUUGGCUUGUUGGUCAAGCGUCUGGAGAAGGGAGGCAAGGCCGAGCAGCAGGGCCUCUUCCAGGAGAACGACUGCAUCGUCCGAAUCAAUAACGGAGACCUGCGAAACAUCCGCUUCGAACAAGCCCAGAACAUGUUCCGCCAGGCCAUGCGCUCCCCACUCAUCACGUUCCACGUGGUGCCGACGUCGAUGAAGUCCCACUACGAGCAGCUGUCCCACGUCGAGAGGAACCCGGCGUACACCUCGGGCCGCUUCAGCCCCAACUCCCUGACCGGCAGCACGGUCUCCGGCGCGGACCACGCACCGCACAGGAUGUCCCGGCACGGCUCCCAACCUCACCCGCACUCGCAUCCCCACCCUCUGUCCCACGCUCACCCGGACCACACUGAGGGCUACACUCCUCUGCCUCACCCGGUGGUCUCCGCAGCAAAGCCGCCGACGGGGCACACCCCCUCGCCUCAGAGGGGGGCGAACGCCACGCCUGCGGGAGGAUACAGCAAAAAAGUCGGGAGGAGGCUCAACAUCCAGCUAAAGAAAGGUCCCGAGGGACUCGGCUUCAGCAUAACGUCUCGGGACGUUCCCAUCGGCGGCUCGGCACCCAUCUACGUGAAGAACAUUCUGCCUCGAGGAGCCGCCAUCCAAGACGGCCGCCUCAAGGCAGGAGACAGGUUGCUGGAGGUGAAUGCCGUGGACCUGAACGGGCGGACCCAGGAGGAGGUGGUGUCUCUGCUCAGGGCCACGCCCAUGGGCGGGGCCGUGGGGCUGCUGGUCCUACGGCAGGAGGACACUUUCCUCCCCAGAGACGCGAAUGCUGAGCCCCAGAUGCAAAGCCCCAGAGAUGUGCAUCCAAGGCAGCCCGUGACAGUGGUGAAGCCCCAUUGGCUGAUUGAGAAGACAGAGGAGGACGAGCUGGUCCUGACUCCGGACGGGACCCGGGAGUUCCUGACCUUUGAGAUCCCCCUCAGUGACUCGGGCUCAGCUGGGCUGGGUGUCAGCGUCAAAGGCAACCGCUCCAAGGAGAACCAUGCUGACCUGGGCAUCUUCGUCAAAUCCAUCAUCAAUGGAGGGGCGGCCUGCAAGGACGGGCGGUUGCGAGUGAACGACCAGUUGAUUGCUGUCAAUGGAGAGUCGCUAUUGGCCAAAACCAACCAGGACGCCAUGGAGACGCUACGCAAGUCCAUGUCGACGGAAGGCAACAAACGAGGGACGAUCCAGCUGAUUGUGGCCCGACGAGUGUCUAAAAGAAACGAGGAGACACCGGGGAGUCCGCUGGGGGGCAGUCAGCAGACCAUGAACUCGUCCCUGGACGACCACGAGCGCCGGAUCUCCCACUCCUUGUACGGUGGCCUGGAAGGCCUCGACGACAACCUGAUGCCACGACAAGGCAUGAUGCCGCGCACGAUAGGAAACUAUCAGCUCUCACCGACCGUCAACAUGCCGCAGGACGACACGGUGAUCAUAGAGGACGACCGGCCGCCGCUCCUCCCGCCCCACCUCUCCGACCAGUCGUCCUCCAGCUCCCACGACGAUGUGGGCUUCACCGCCGACACGACGCCGCCGUGGGCCAAAGAGCCGCCCACUCAGAACGACAGCUCCGUGAAUCCAGACGAAAACGAUCCGGACGGCACGUUCCAAAGGGAGGGCUUCGGGCGCCAGAGCAUGUCGGAGAAACGCACCAAGCAGUUCGGAGACGCCUCGCAGCUCGAGAUCAUCAAGACGCGCAAGUCCAAGAGCAUGGAUCUAGUAGCCGACGAGCUUAACCUCACCCCUCGACCCGACACCAACGCAGGUUCUUCCACAAAGGACGUGGGACCAUCGCUAGGCUUGAAGAAGUCCAGCUCGCUCGAGAGCCUCCAGACGGCUGUUGCAGAGGUAACCCUCAACGGGGACCACCCCUUCCACAGGCCACGCCCUCGCAUCAUCAGGGGGCGGGGCUGCAACGAGAGCUUUAGAGCGGCCAUCGACAAAUCCUACGACCGACCAGUUGCGACGGAAGAAGACGACGAGGGCAUGGAGACACUGGAGGAGGACACAGAGGAGAGUUCCCGAUCUGGGAGAGACUCCGUGUCCACGGUGGCCGACCAGACCCCGCUGUCCGGCACCACCGAGAAACCGCUGGUCAACGGCACCAAUCGCACCAAAGAGGAGAAGAAGAAAGACAAAGACAAGGGAGGGAAGGAGAAGAAGAAGCAGGAGGGAGGGAAGGAGAAAGACAAGGGGAAAGCCAAGAAGGGCAUGCUGAAAGGACUCGGGGACAUGUUCAGGUUUGGGAAGCACCGUAAGGACGAGCGGCCGGGAGAGAAGCUGGACCGUAAAGGCUCCAGCAAGUGGAGGGUGGAGGAGACGCAGGUUUCAGAUGAGGAGACGAUGAAGAUGAGGAUGGAGCAGGAGAGGAUCCAGGCCAAGACCAGAGAGCUGAGGGAGCGCCAGGCCAGGGAGCGGGACUACGCCGAGAUCCUGGACAUAAGCCGCUCACCGGAGAGGGGCUCCGAGGAUGAGCACCCGUACGCAGGCAUCAACCCCCUGAACAGCUCCGUGGACAGCGGGCACAGCCGGCCCCACAGCCCCCGGGACGACUACCCCCACCUCCAUCCACACCACCAGCACUCCGAUUCCCUCUACACCCAAGUCAGCAAGGCCCGCAACGAGCGGCCUCCGUCUGCAGACAGCCGGCUAGCACCUAGCAACCACGACCGGAUACAGAGGCUGAGGCACGAGUUCCAGCAGUCGCAGACCAUCCCGGACGACCCCGAGGACCGCAGGAGGACCUACAGCUUCGAGCAGCCCUGGUCAAACACCAGCAGCAACGGUCAGGGCGGGUACAGCCAGCCGGGGCGCCACUCGGUGUCGGUCGAGGUUCAGAUGCAGCGGCAGCGACAGGAGGAGAGAGACUCGUUCGCCCAGGCACAGCGGCAGUACAGCUCCCUGCCACGGCAACCCAGGAAGAACCCCAGCUCCAUCUCCCAGGACUCGUGGGACAAGGCGUACCCUCCCGGCGAUGUCUUCCAGACAGCAAAGGACAACCCCAGGUACUCCAGCUACCAGGGCUCCAGGAACGGCUACCCGGGCGGCGGCGGGGUCAACGCCCGGGUCCUUCUGGAGGCCCAGGAGCUCCUGAGGCAGGAGCAGAGGCGCCGCGAGCAGGAAGCCAAAGGGAAGCUGAUGCAGGAGAGCAUCGGUAACAGCAGCUAUGACGGGUACCCUACAGCGCGCCUGAAGGACCCAGCCUCCCCAAAGGGUCCGUACCGCCAUGAUGUGCCGCCGUCGCCUUCGCAGUUAGCGAGGCUUAAUAGAAUUGGGUCGGAGAAAGGAAGACUUUUUUAUUCUUGAGGAGUAUUGUUGGACUGAGGGAUGAAGAGCUGAACAGAGAACUUUUGCCACAGGAGCUAAGGGGAUUACCUUGAAGAAACAAGUAAAAGUGGACGCUGCAGUCCUUGACAGAGGAACAACCUAGAGGUCUUAUAGCUUAGCGAUGGUCUUAGAGGUAACCAAAUGUGAAGUGUGCUCAGUAUGUGGGUGUUUGUGUUCAAUCCCCCACCGUGCCGAUGACCUAUAGUCAGUCAGUCGCUCACCCUCCUACAGACAUGAGACGCUCAGUGCCUUCUCCGAUGCUCGUUCACAGUCGUCCAGGGCUCUGAUUCAUCAAGAUCUGGCGCCGUCAUGUACUGACAAUCAACCGGGCAGACCGGCAAGUGAGUGGGCGUUCUUCUGAGCCCAUGGGGAGGCGUCACUGUCUGUGUGGGUUUAGUGUGUGGGCAUGUGACAAGGUACAUGUUUCACAAUCAGGCAUUCGUGUCGUGGCUUUAAAAUAGAAAGUGUCCCGUGGGGGGACUCGUCCCAUCGGUCACAGCGAAGUCUUCACUUCGCUGAAGUUAACAUUCGACCCCUGCUGACGGCAUUUCUCUGCAUUCUGUUUUCUCCUCAACAAUCGCGAGCUCUCUCACUCGAGUACUUCCCCGGGGAGAAGAGAAAACACGUAUGAAAUGUAUGAAAGAAGCGGGGCACAGCGUGCGUGUUAUUAAUAAAGAAAAGCCCCCCUCAUAAAUGAUUCAUAUCGUGUGUUAUCUCCGUGGAGGAGACCCAGGCAGAGAGGGUAGACAGCUCUGAUCCUCUGCCUGGCCCCCCUACACCGCUCUGGGCUUGACUCACUGGCCCGCCUGCCUGCCUGUCUGUCUGUCUGUCUGUCUGGAGCUCUGGCUCCCAUCCUCCUCUUGUUCUCGCCGUCUCUCUGUUCAUUACGUUUCUUUCUUCUACCUCAACACCCCCACCUUUGUCCUCCCCUCUCCUUGCUCAUCUCCCACCUUCCUCUCAUGUCGCCCCUCCCCUUCCCCUCACUCUUCCUCCUGCUCACCACCACCAUCCUCCUCCUCCUCCUCCUCCUCCUCCUCCUCCACGUCUCCAGAGUCAGACUCUGCUCUGAAUUUUUCAUCACAAGCCACCUGCUGCCUGCCAGAGCCAAAGAGCGCUGCCACCGGAGGAACCGACAGAGGGCCUGGCUUCUGACAUAAAGAGAGGAAUAAAAGCACAAAAAAGAGCCAGAAUAACGAUGGGUAAAGAGACAAUAAACCUGCCAGUGUGAGAUUAGCUGGAGCUUUUCUCCCUUUUUUUAACAAAAGGCAAAAUUGUCCUCAGGAGUUAAUUGCUUUCAAUUGCUGUAAUUGCUUUCUGUAAUUCUACCUUUUUAAGCAUUUAGCUGACACUCUUCUCCAAACAUUUAGAGAAAUGUUUCUUAGAACUGCUUUCUUCCAAAAGAAAUUCAUAUUUCUCAGUGUGGUCUGUAAAUUAUCCAGAGCAGAUGCCGGGUCUCACUGGAAUCAGGCAGUGCACCAUUGGUCACAUACUCACAGGGCUAGUUAGCCACCGAGAGCCAUGCUACCGGUAGUCGAUCGCAAUCACGGUCACGAAAGCUCUCAGAGCUAGCUAGCUUUGCAAACUGACAUUCAGCUGACUUGUAACUUCAGUCACAAUACAUUCACACAGUUUAUUCAAAAGACGCAUUUGGACCAUCGGAUGCUGUCUUCUGACCAUGCCUCCUGUGAGGAAUGGUCAGAAGACAGGAGAAGGUGCAACAAUACCUUCCACCAUUCAGGAGAACUUGUGUCAAAAGUUAAAUUCCAUGCAAAUGUUUUCACACAGAUUUAAUUGGCACAAUGGGAGCCACAAAAAAUAAUGACAUCCACUGAGCUUGGAUGGAGACAUGAAACCUGACAAAUUAAACCAAAACUGAAGUGAAGCGACCCAUUAAGCCAGUGACAUUAACUAUGAUUCAUGCUAGCCCAGUGACUUGUUGUAGGUCGGAAAUAAGACCUUGGGCAUCACUAACAAAUGCUUAAAAGGGCUGAAUUCGAAAAUCAGAUCAUUGAUAUAGCAGCAAACACUGCUUGCUAUGUAAAAAUAUAGUUGAGAGAAUAGAGUCGAUCUCCCUCUGUGUGUGUUGUAAGUCGCUCUGUUGUACCACACUGGCUAGCAGACGGCCGCCGCUCUGUACCGAUGCAUCGUCGCUGCAGAAGCGUGUCGCCCACCCUCCUGUUCCCCCUCAGGUUAGCUCUGUCAGCAAUACUGCCGUUGUUAGCACCAUUAGCUCUGAGCCUUCGCUUAGCUGUCGCCAUGUUGAGAGCCGUGUGGAGGCAAUACAUGUGCUCUGUAUUCCGUUUUGAGUCACACAGCCCACCGCUGUAAUUGUUGCAGUAGGUGGCGACCGAUUCUCCUGGUCUGAACCUGCCCGUCUUUGACAUCACUAAUGUGUGCGACAUGACGGUCUCCGCCUGUAAGCGAAGCAAAUGAGAUCGAGCUGAGGCCAAACUUAAAACAAAAGGGAAAUACAAAAAAAAAGUAUAAAAUGGCCAUCACUGAGCUGUGGAAAACAAACAGGCGCUGCGUAAUUGCCCUUCACUCCUACACACCCCAUAUGCAGAGUGAAGCUGCGUGACAUACAUUAUCUCCCGGCAGUUAAUGGAGGCCCUUGCUGGGAAAGAUGCAGGCUGAGUGGGGGUAAUAAAUGAUGAUGAGUAAGAAGAUGAAGAAGAAAAGGCAUUAUUCCAGCGUAUAAAGCGUUCACACGACUCUGAUUUAAGCUAACUAAGAUGUCCCUUCUGCAUUGUGCAUGUACUUGGGUGUAAUGACACUAACGCACUAUGAAAACUGUUACCAAAUAAGAUACGAACUGUGUAGGUGAGUUUAAAACAAUAUCUGUACUCUGAAUGACUUUUAGUGAAAGUGUUUGGUUGCAGUGGCCAGCACUUCCUGCUGUGAACACUAGUGCGUCUCCGAAUGCAGAGUAGCACAUUUAGAAGGAUUUGACUUGUGCUCUGAACGUCGUGCACGUCGCUGUUCAGCUGUCCGGUUACGGGGUCAGAAAAUCGAUAAGUGCCUGAUAUUAUAUCACAAUAUUUUACACAGAAGAGGGACGCGAUGUGAUUCGCUUGUCAAUGACACUACAGCACACAAGCUACAGUUGUGUUUUUAAACAUUUUUGAUAUCAUAUUAAACCGUGUCAUUUUUGGGGUACUCCUUCCAGAACCUUUUUUCUUUAUUUUUUGUAUUUUAUUUACAAGAGCCAACACUUUACGAGCGGUUGUCAGUGUAUUUGUAUCCCGUUUGACAUUGCCUUCAACCAUGCUGUACCAUGAUGUGUUUUAAAGUAUAAUAAGGAAGCUGAUGUGCAAUUGCUUUUGUUUUUUUUCCAGAAAACUUUUACAUGAUAUAUUAAGAAAUGUAUACAGCCACUUUUCCUGUACAUAUCAAAUUUAGAAUAAAACAGACGGCUGUUCCGCAUCCUGUUUACAACCUC